This is a messenger RNA of Gadus chalcogrammus (walleye pollock), 1823 nucleotides long. Its product is annotated as myelin and lymphocyte protein-like. Bases 325 to 810 code for a protein of 161 amino acids. Gene Ontology annotation, molecular function: structural constituent of myelin sheath. Gene Ontology annotation, biological process: myelination. Gene Ontology annotation, cellular component: membrane. Lineage: Eukaryota; Metazoa; Chordata; Actinopteri; Gadiformes; Gadidae. The record is from RefSeq and is a predicted model, not a curated record. The transcript has 4 exons.
ACAGGUUUCAAGUUUUUCCAAUAAAACACUGGUGGGAGGGGAGGAGUCCUUGAAAAACAAAUGUAAUCAGUGAGCGUUCCAUUCAGUCAGAGAAUUCAGUCAUCUGUAGCGAAGGCAUCUACCCUGAGCUCAGAUAGAAGUGUAGCUCUAUAGAACUAGAUCUCAGAUAGAAGUGUAGCUCUAUAGAACUAGACCUCAGAUAGUAGUGCAGCUUUAUAGAACUAGACCUCAGAUAGAAGUGCAUCUCUAUAGAACUAGAUCUCAGAUAGAAGUGCAGCUUUAUAGAACUAGACCUCAGAUAGAAGUGCAGCUCUAUAGAACUAGAUGAGCAGAAUGGCGUCGACCUCUGCUGACGUGCUGCCGACUGGCAGCCGGAUCUUCACCUCCAUCCCAGACCUCUUCUUCAUCCCUGAGUUUGUCUUCGGGGGUCUGGUAUGGACGCUGGUCGCCUCCAACCUUGUGGAACCUGAAAACCCCCUGGGCUGGGUCAUGUUCGUCUCCAUCUUCUGCUUCGUCAUGACAACGCUCUGGUUCUUCAUCUUCGCCUGUGGAGCCAAUCAGGGUGGCAUCUGGCCCUCCUUGGAUGUGGCCUACCACUUUGUUGCCGUGCUGUUGUACCUGAGUGCGUCUGUGGUGCUGGCCUACUUGACCGUGGCGAUAGGAACUGUUGCAUCAGCUGUCCCCGUGCUGCCGCCCAGCGCCCUCAAGAUCUACCGCCUGGACAUCGCUGCUGUGGUGAUGUCUUAUCUCACCACACUGCUCUAUUUUCUACAUGCCAUCUUCUCUGCUCUGCGGUGGAAGAGCUCCUGAGGAAUGAAGAUCAACAAUGUUCAGACAGCCCUUAGAUUAGAAUCAAUUAAUCAGUUGAAGAUGAUAUGGUGAUUAUCACCAUAUCAUCAUCAGCUGAUAUCUACUAUUAGAUAUCAGCAUAGCAUACGAUCAGAAUACUAUACUGUAAAAAGUAGAGAACUUUAGGUUAUUUUUAGCUUCAGCAUCCUAAAUAUUCUGAGCAAAACAUGUUAUAUAAACUAUAUGAACCUCCCUGGAUACCUCGACCCUAACCCUCACCCUCGAACCCUAAUCUUCUUUCACUAACCCUCACCAUCUAUCCCUAACUCCCUAACCCCAACUCUCUAACCUCCAACGGUCUAAACUAUUUUACUUGAUUAAAGUAACUAGAGGAGACAUUUUACAGUCUCCUCAACAGGUCGUCUUAGUUAGUUAGUUUGGACAGGGCUAGGAUUAGCUUCAGCUAGCCAUUUCAGUGAGUUAGUUUAGACCUGGGCUAGGGUUAGCUUCAGCUAGCCAUUUUAGUGAGUUAGUUUAGACCUGGGCUAGGGUUAGCUUCAGCUAGCCAUUUCAGUGAGUUAGUAUAGACCUGGGCUAGGGUUAGCUUCAGCUAGCCAUUUUAGUGAGUUAGUUUAGACCUGAGCUAGGGUUAGCUUCAGCUAGCCAUUUUAGUGAGUUAGUUUUGACCUGGGCUAGGGUUAGCUUCAGCUAACCAUUUUAGUGAGUUAGUUUUGACCUGGGCUAGGGUUAGCUUCAGCUAACCAUUUUAGUGAGUUAGUUUAGACCUGGGCUAGGGUUAGCUUCAGCUAGCCAUUUCUGUGAGUUAGUUUAGACCUGGGCUAGGGUUAGCGUCAGUAGCCAUUUCAGUGAGUUAGUUUAGACCUGGGCUAGGAUUAGUCCAGGUCCCUUUUUUUAUGUUUCCGUUAAUAUUCGCAAAAAAAACAAAAACAUAUACACUUGACAUUUGAAUCUGAGAUGUGUAAUAAAUAUAUUUGAUAUUAAUUUGACCGGUCUGAAUUAUUUCAGAAUAUAUA